Molecule: messenger RNA, 2572 nt
Organism: Orbicella faveolata
Lineage: Eukaryota; Metazoa; Cnidaria; Anthozoa; Scleractinia; Merulinidae
Product: L-rhamnose-binding lectin ELEL-1-like
Molecular function (GO): carbohydrate binding
Source: RefSeq, a predicted model, not a curated record
UUAACUUCUAGUCUCGGAAGCAGGCGAUUAAUAUGUCCAGCGGUAACAAAGGGGAAGUAAUUAUGCCCAAAAGCCCAAAAGCCUAAUUUUGCAAUGCACAAAAAUUAUAGGACUAAUUGGAUUAUUCAAAUAUAGGCAAAAUUGUAUCCUUUUAUGAGUUAUCACAGUCACAUUUUCGCUUCAAUUUCGUGCUAUAAACGUCAUUCCGCAAAAUUAACCGUCAACCGUCAUAUGACUUAAACUUUAACAGUCAACCGUCAAAGGGACCCUCCAGCCAUUGACGCCCCCUAUCUCUAUAAGGCUUGUCCUAGUGUGAUUUAAAAUCAACGUUUCUGCUUACCCGAGGGAACUAGUAAUAGAAAAAUAGUGCUACAAAAUUUAAUGCAGUUAUAGUUUAGCUAUUUAUUAGUUUAGUUACAGCUAAGCUAUUUAUUAUUUACUCAUUCUUAGACAAACGCCGUCGGGUUUGUCAGGAUGAAGCGAUGACAAUAACCUGCCCUGCUGCAAAGAGGAUCGAAAUUGUGAGUGCAUUGCAUGGACGCACAAAGCAAGGAGUGUGUGGACAUAAGGGGAACAUAAACUGUGGCAAUGCUAAAAAGUCAAUGAAGGUGGCUAAGCGAGAGUGCCAGGGACAGCCCAACUGCACUCUGCACGCUGGAAACUCGGCCUUUGAAGACCCGUGUGAAGGGACCGUGAAAUAUCUUGAGGUGGGCUCAAAGCGAGUAUAUUCUUUUAAGAGAUUUUUAGUUACAGCUAAGCUAUUUAUUAUUUACUCAUUCUUAGACAAACGCCGUCGGGUUUGUCAGGAUGAAGCGAUGACAAUAACCUGCCCUGCUGCAAAGAGGAUCGAAAUUGUGAGUGCAUUGCAUGGACGCACAAAGCAAGGAGUGUGUGGACAUAAGGGGAACAUAAACUGUGGCAAUGCUAAAAAGUCAAUGAAGGUAGCUAAGCGAGAGUGCCAGGGACAGCCCAACUGCACUCUGCACGCUGGAAACUCGGCCUUUGAAGACCCGUGUGAAGGGACCGUGAAAUAUCUUGAGGUGGGCUCAAAGCGAGUAUAUUCUUUUAAGAGAUUAUAAAGGGUAACAGAGUUAAUCCCCCAUAUAGGCCUUAUUCCUACUAAGGUAAUCCAUUUCAAGAUGUUUUUGGAUCACUAAUCCCAGAUAACUGAAAUUCCAGGACGGUCUAGAAAUAGCCAAUCCUGUAACACAAAUCACGUGAAUAGCCCAAGCGCAUUUUCGCUCUUCACGAAAACAUCUUUACAAUGCGCGUGGUAACGUUAGUCGGAAAAGAAUUGGAUACCUUAUCUAACAAAACCUUGAGAGAUAUUAACCUGAAAAUAUGGCCUUUAUAAGGGAUUUACUCUCUUACCCUGGCAUCAGCUCUUUCAGUUGAGUUCCAGUCAAAACAGGUUAUUAAAUAUAAGAAAUUUUAAAGAAUAUUAAUAAAUAGGCAGGUAUAAGUUAAUCUAAGCAGUUGAUUGUCAAAACUCAGAAUCGUAACUGCAUUUUCUUGACCUGCCUGCUUGCCAACAGGCUUAUCUUAUGAGUGAGAGAGGCCCCAAACAAAAGCUCACUCAGUCGCAAAACAAAAAAAAGCUUAAACAAAUUUUCUUAUCCAAGCUGGGUAUAGAUAUAUUACCAAUCUACAGGUAAAGUAUGAGAACGUACAUAACACAGCACUUUUUGAUGAAAGCUUGUUGUUGAGGGUUUGCGAAGGCACUAAACAAACAAUUGAUUCAUUCCGAAGCUCGGUGUCCCAUUUGACUCAUGAAAAACAAAACAAAUGUGGUGGGAAUUCUAAAUUCUUUUCUACCGCCAUUGACAUCACAUCAGCUUUUGUCCGCAGUCUAUUUGGGUAUUUUAUAACUUUGAUGAUUUUCCGUCCGUCUUGAUUUUUUUUUCUUCCAAACCAGUCUAACUGAACAUACCUAAAAAAUCGGUUGAAAAGUAGUUUGUGAAACGUCAUGCCCUGCGAAACCUAUGGAGGCCAUUCAAUUUCCAGACCAAGGGAUGAAAUUUCCAGAAAUGAAGAAACCAAAAACUGUUCAAAGGCAAACUGUAACAGUAAAAUGAUGCCCCUAACUUGAUCCCAAGAUUGAAUCAGUUAAUUUUUAAAAUUAUCAUCCAUCUACUCCUGCUCCUGUUCCUCUUCCCAGUUCUCCCCCUCCUCUCUUCUCUUCCUCCAACUCAUCAUCAUCAUCAUUAUUAUUGUCUGUCUCUCCCUUCUUGCUGUUUCCAGUUAUCUGCAGGUAUUUACCGGUUGGGGUUUAGACUCACGCCCAAUCCUCAACCUGCUGGCAGGGUUUCUCUGCAGGGUUCGUCCUCCCCCUCACCCUCGAAAACAGGUUCCGGUUUCCGUUUCCGGUUUAGACAGUAAUUUUGCACAUCGCGGAUCCUGCGAGAGGCAAGAUCUAACUUUUGCCGUCUACUGUUUGUACACGAACUUUGAUGAGUAUUUUUGUUGUAAACAAGUGAAAUAUCUCCUAUUUUUUGAUGAAUUAUUUAAUAAUCCGAGGAAACGUAAACACAAUGAAAGGCAAUCUGACGUUUGUUAUUGUCUCGAGGGCUCA